AUGGACAAUCUGUCUCACCCGGGACGACAAGAUGUCCCUCAGGGAUCAAAUGGACAAAGUUCAACGGGUAUAUGGGGUGAUCCUGCUAAUCUAAUGAGGGUGUAUCCUAUACCCGCUUAUACGCCUACUGCCAGAGUCGCAAAUCAUAUAGCAUCGAACGCAACUACUUAUCUACCUUCCAUCUCACCAUCUGAAGCUUAUCCUCAAUAUACAAACGUUUUUGAGAGAAUGGAUCAUCCUCAAUCUGAAGAAGAUCAGCAACUGAGACAACAGGCUGAGCUACAGAUCAGACAAUUACUCACAUCUUCUGGUCAAAGUUAUCUUCCAACUCCUUCUUACACUUCUUCUUACUCCUCUACACCCACAGAUGGACCGAACAACCUACCGAAGCUCCCAAUGCCAUACACUUUUCUCCCUUCUUAUCUCCCCUCUGGAGGUUAUCGUGAACCUCCCACACCAACUUCCAUCAUCUCUUCAAAUCCCUCCCCUCUUCAUGCUCCUGAAACCCCUUCCCCGGCCAAAGAAUACUUUGAGAAUUACGUUGAUCGUGUUCUCAAAUCUCAACCUGUCCCACCUAGUGAGAGUGAAUCUGAGCCAUCUUCUUCUAGACCACCCUCAAUAACUUCAACACCUCAUCUUUCUCGGACUUUGGCAAGGACUGCUUUGACACCUGAUGAAUCACCGGAUGCACUUACCGGUCCCUCGCCCUCGAAAAGAAGAAAACAGGGCAGACAGGUAGACUCGCAAUCACCUUCUGUACGAUUGAGUCUUGGUUCAAAGGGAUUUCCCAUUGGUAAUCCGCCAAAACCUAGGAAGUCAAGAGACGAAACACCGACACCAACACAAGCAAGGGUGAAAUCGGUUUCGAUAAGUCCGUCGCAAGUACAAGUGGUUAUUCCUACCCGGAAAUCCUCACUCAGCAUCCAAGAUGAGGAAGAGUCUGAUGAGGAUGAAUUGGAUUGGGGUGAGACUGAAAAGGACGAAGAUUGGGUGAUGAGAGACAACGAUGAGAUGUAUAGACCUCAAACACCCGAGUAUCGUGCGACACCUCCUAUGGGUAGUGGAAGGACAGGCGAGAGAGAUACAAGGACUAAUCUGCAAAGAUUACAAACCCUUUGUGAGGAUAUCUUUGAAGAAGCCGAUAAUUUCCCAGCAGAGAUCUCAACUGAAGAUGUCGGUGGUAGCCAAUUCUUCUCUGCUAUAUCGAAGGAAGGUGACGCCGCGCUGCUCUCGGCAGCCUCUAUGGAUAAGCUCAUUCGAUAUGUUUCCCGCGUCCAAGGGACAAGAAGAAAGUUCAAGCAUUCUGAUGAGCUCCUACAGCUCGAGGUUGAAGUGAUCAAGAGACUUUUCCGAUUGUUGGAACGCCGACUUCGUGAAGUGGAAGACAUCGUGAUAUUUCCAGAUGACGUCAGUGCCAACAUGAAGGCCAAAGGUAAAGGGGGCAAAGCGAAGAGGGGCAAAAAGUCCUCCAAGUCACCAGAGAAAGAUGUAAACGACACCAUGCCAGACUCGCAACAGAGCACCAAUCGCGCUUCACCCACUUCUGAUGAAAUGAUGACAUCGGAACGACUGGACAAACUCGGCCACGAUCUGAAGCUCAUAGAAGCGGGCGGAUUGGCAGCUCAGUGCUGUUUGCUGAUCCUGGACAGCGAGGGAUUGCCCAAACCACUAUACUCGGAGGACAUGAUCUCCGCUAGUAUACGGGUUGUAAAAGAUCAGAUCACUAAGGUCAUCUUACCUCUCGUUCAUGGUCUCGCAGGUGGCAAAUCGUCUUCUCGUGCUCUGUCACAUGUAGUAGACGAGGAAUUACAAUUAGCGAAGAAGAGCAAGAACAAAACCAUAUCGCCGUUCUUCCAAAAUCCUGUCCUAUUGGUCAUCGCCCAGUCCGCCAGUACCACCCUAAGGCAUCUCAGCUCCAUGAUGAGUCGUCCUGACCUGUCAUUUCCGGAUACUCUUGUCAUACAGAAUGUUUAUCUGUCUAUCGAACCGCUCUUCGCCGCCGAUCCGGUCAACGUAACCAAAAAGAAAGGGAGAGAAUCAGGUAAGGACGUCGGAGUGUCAAUCAUGAAGACUCUACGGACAGAGGCGCUUGGUUGUCUACGUGGGGCUUUUGCCAAAUACGAAGGUCAAAGACAGUGGAUCAUAGAAGAGAUUCUUGGUUCUCUGGCGAAAGUUCCCGAACAAAACGCUUCACAGGCUCGGUUUCAAUUGUCUGACGGAAGUUCGAUCAGUACGACCUCGGCUUUACUCUUACAGCUCAUACAAGCUUCCACCUUCGUUGUUAUUUCACAGAUACGCAGACUUAGAACCACCGUUGUCGACAUGAACAGCUCGUCUUCUUCCCUUGUACCGACAGACACAUCCGACGAGGAGCUUCGUCUAUUAACGGAUGCGAUGGACGCAUCAGUGAAAUCAGCCCGGGUGGUGGCAUCUUACUUGGUGCAGAGGUCUAGUACUGCGAAAGCCACCAAAACAUCUCGAGAUACCGACUACAAGGUCGUCCUUGAGACAUUUGUCAAAGAUCUGUUAGAGGUACUAUAUCGACCGGAAUGGCCAGCGGCCUCAUUGUACAUCAGCCUAAUAUCUCGACUGAUGCGUAUCGCUGACGUGCUGACUUCUGUCGUGGAAGAGCAGAAAGGGGGCAACGAAACUUCGACGGCAAGAAGCAUCGCUCUUGAUCACUUGGGCGACAUCGCUGCUCGUCUCAGGGAAAUGCACCUCAAGAUGAAGGCAGGGCACAACGUCCCAUCGACUGAUGAUCUCAUCUCAAACCCUUCUGCCGACGGAUGCACCUCUCUGCUCAAGGCGCAACACCUGAUUGCUUCCUUUUUGUCCACGGCUGCUGGAGAGGACGCUAUGUUCUCCGGUGCUCGUGACAUGUCUUCCAUCAUCUGGGCUCAAGAGCUCCAUGCAGCCAUCAGCAAGGGUACAUCUGUCGUCGAAAAAGUGGCAAAAGAAAAGGGGGAGGAAGCUGAGGAAACUCGAGAACAGCUCCAGGUAAUCAUCCAGGCACUACGAUCAGCGCUCCUGAAUGUUUGGAAUUCAGACGAGAAUGUGUUUGGGACGAGCGAUCCUCAAAUCGGUGAACAUGCUGUUUCAGCUGCUGUUGCCAUCGCUCGAGGAAGGUCGUUGCAAAAUGCUUUCGAACCCAUACUUCACGCCAUCAUCAGUGCCAUGGACAGCCCCGCCGUGGCCCACCGUCAGAAGGCUUUGAGGGGUAUCAGCAGUGUUGUCACUGUUGAUCCUGACAUCUUAGGUCUCGUACAUGUCAGACAUGCCAUUGAAGACAGAUUAUCAGACGGCUCACCCGCUGUGAGGGACGCAGCAGUGGAAUUAGUCGGCAAGUAUAUCGUCCAGCAACCUCAGCUUGCAGUUGAGUAUUAUCCUCAGAUUGCGUUGCGUGUCAAUGAUUCGGGACUAGGUGUAAGGAAGAGAGUUAUAAAACUCCUUCGCGGUAUAUUUUCUUCGGUCGAAGAUCGAGUCGUCCGUGUGGAUAUUUGUUGCAAGUUGGUAGGCGCAAUGGCAGAUACAGAUGACACUGUUCAAGAUAUGGCCUUGAAAGGAUUGAUGGAGAUAUUGUAUCCUCAAGGAGGAAAUGUGCACUCCGCUUUACUCUUGGUGGAGAUUAUUGGCGAGUUUCAAGGUAGUGACACGCUGCUGAAGAAGGCUCUUCAAGGAAUCAUAAAGGAAUGUGAGAAGACUUCCAGGACUGCGAGCAUUCAAGAGACGGUGGAGGUUCUAAUCCGUCAAUUGGUAGAUGCUACUGAGCAAGCGGACUUUGAUGCCCUCAGUCAUAUCCGAGCCAUACAUUUGCUGUGCGCCAGUUUACCCGCGUUGAUCGAUACCAACCAAGCCACCGUAUUGCUCUCGUACUUACGUCCGCCUGCCAAUACGGACGAGCAAGCCACAAAUGAUGAACUUCUACGCAUAUUCCAAAAGUGUAUACCCCAUAUGCCGCGCACGGCUUCGACGUUCGCGACCGACCUAGUGAAAGCUUUGCUACCCAUGAUCAGCAAACCCGCCGGUGGUUUCCAAGCAUUGAAAGAGACCAUAGGAUGCUUUUGCGUUGUUACCACAUGUCUUACUCGUGACUAUACCCGUCUUAUUGCAGUCCUCCGAGCGUGUGAAAACAAGAUCCGAGCAUUCCACAAGGCGCUCAAAGAUGGACAAACCCCCAAUGUUCAGGCCGCGGCUAUGAUGCUGUACAUCACCGCUCUUAUCGCCGAGCAUUGUAAUCUGGAUCAAGUCGCCGUCACCAAUGAGAGCGUCAAAACGGAGCUUGUUAAGAUCACAGAUGGUUUACUCUAUGAAUAUCUCUUCUAUCUGUAUCUCCAAUUUACUCAUCUUCCAAUUCCUCAAACGGCGCCCAGUAUCUGUCUCGGCUGUUUGUUCCAUACUUAUCCUGCUUUGGUACUGCGUGACGAAGCCCUAGAUUGGAUGAACCAAGUGUUCUCGUCACCCGACAUGGAUAACCGGGCUCGACUUCUGGGCGUGAUACAUGAUUUCCUAUCGUCUGAAGUGGAGAAGAAAACAGCUGGUCAAGGAAACAAAGAUCUCACAGCGUUGAUAGGAAGUGCUACAGAUCUUUCUGAGUCAGGUGUUUCGACAGCAGUCUUACAACGUAAUAUUGAACAUAUCCUCUCAGGAGCGAAAUCUCAACAUCCCCCCACUCAGAACUCUGCUUUGGACGUAUUGGCAUUCACAGUUAAUCAAGGGCUAUAUCAUCCCCUUCAGUGUUUACCCAUCCUCAUCUCCCUAGAAACUUCCAUAGAGCCUAACGUAGCCGACCGCGCACUCGACCUCCAUGCUACACUUCACCAGAAACAUUCAACAUUGGUCAAUGUCAGAUAUCUGGAUUUCGCAAAGGAAUCAUAUGACUAUCAAAGGUCUAUGUCGUCUGAAGUAUGUGGACAUCGGAAUGGGGUGGCAUUGUUGGCUCCGUGGUUUGGGUUGCCUGACGUCGGUUUCAUCCUUUACAUCUCGGAGAACCUCGCUACAUUGGAAUACAAACUCCAAGAAGAAAUAAUCACGAUCAUCCAAUCUCUUUCAAAUAUAAUUUCCACUUCUCAUAAUCUAUCUGAAUUACUAGAAUCUGGUCAACUAGACCCAUCUUCGUCUCCCAUCGAAGAGAUCUCAAACAAAGAAUGGGUAUCAGAAGUAGGGGAAAGAAACCCCGCUGGCGUCAUCAUCGAUUGUAGCAUAGUGGUUUCUUUAGCCAUCAUGACCAAGAACCAUCUGCUUGAUUUGUAUUCAUUAGCAGAAGACAAAUGUUUGAAACAUACUUUAGGUAAGAAGACUGCUUUGGGUGAUAAACCCGCGAUUAAGAAAGGUCCUACGGGUUUGGAUCUGAGUGUAGAUCCUCUGGUCAGGGGAGUCGGUACGGUUGAAGAAUUUGAAAUGCAGCGUCAAACUUUUAUGAGACUGGUCCGAGAUGAAGGUUUGGAAGAUCUUUAA
This is a messenger RNA of Tremella mesenterica DSM 1558, 5454 nucleotides long. RefSeq lists its product as uncharacterized. Gene Ontology annotation, cellular component: Scc2-Scc4 cohesin loading complex. The transcript is spliced from 25 exons. Gene Ontology annotation, molecular function: chromatin binding. The coding region runs from base 1 to 5454 and encodes 1817 amino acids. Gene Ontology annotation, biological process: regulation of gene expression; establishment of protein localization to chromatin; replication-born double-strand break repair via sister chromatid exchange. The record is from RefSeq and is a predicted model, not a curated record. NCBI's taxonomy places the organism in Eukaryota, Fungi, Basidiomycota, Tremellomycetes, Tremellales, Tremellaceae.